Periophthalmus magnuspinnatus is the source of this 3617-nucleotide messenger RNA. It is a transcript of the gene meis2a, whose product is annotated as Meis homeobox 2a. Gene Ontology annotation, molecular function: RNA polymerase II cis-regulatory region sequence-specific DNA binding; DNA-binding transcription activator activity, RNA polymerase II-specific. NCBI's taxonomy places the organism in Eukaryota, Metazoa, Chordata, Actinopteri, Gobiiformes, Gobiidae. The coding region runs from base 633 to 1811 and encodes 392 amino acids. The transcript has 13 exons. The record is from RefSeq and is a predicted model, not a curated record. Gene Ontology annotation, biological process: positive regulation of transcription by RNA polymerase II; animal organ morphogenesis; positive regulation of cell population proliferation.
UCCGGGAUCCGUCAUUCCACUCGCCCACCGCUCGGCGCUGCGAUGUGACUCUGAGCUCUAGAAGCAGCUCGCAGCCAACCUGCCAACACUCGCUGACACUCACUCAUCUCAGUCUGAGAUAGAGCGAAUACCUCACGGGGGAACGCCAUCGCUUCACUUGUGCGGCUCUUUCGCUUCGACUUUUGCAGCGAUAAUAAAACACGAUAGCGAUCUGGACGCAUUAAGGACACGCGGAGUUACGGGAUGAAAACGGACUAAAAAGACUCGUCCUUCUCUUGAACAUCAUCGCCGACCGUCAUUCAUUCAUUACCUUGACAACCUCUGGCUUUGAUUGACAGCUGGAGUGGCAAAAAGCCAUGAGACACGACAGUUUAGUUACAUGCAGCUUGUUGAUGGGCCGAUUGUAACCUUCACUUCUUGGGCACAAUAUUUUUUUAAACUUUAAGAAGGAAAACAAGAAAAAUUGCAAAACUCCCCUGAUGCCACGCUUUUUGCUGAGCCACACUGGCGAAUAGGACAAUUCGCAAAAAAGUUGCUUGAAAAAAGAGACUCGCUGCCUCUAAAUCUUUUCUGCGGCGGGACGGGGAUAUUAAAUAUACGACAGAUUCAGGAGUUUAUUGGAGCGCAGCCUCAUGGCGCAAAGGUACGAUGAGCUGGCCCACUACGGCGGGAUGGACGGCGUGUCCGCGUCCAUGUACGGGGACCCGCACGCGCCACGGCCGCUGCCGCAGGUCCACCACCUGAACCACGGGCCACCGCUCCACGCGAGCCAGCACUACGGAGCCCACGCGCCUCACCCCAACGUCAUGCCCACGAGCAUGGGCUCCGCUGUCAACGACGUUUUAAAGAGGGAUAAGGACCAAAUUUAUGGCCACCCUCUGUUCCCGCUGCUCGCGCUGGUCUUCGAGAAGUGCGAGCUGGCUACGUGCACUCCCCGAGAGCCGGGCGUCGCGGGCGGAGACGUCUGCUCCUCGGAUUCCUUCAACGAGGACAUCGCGGUCUUUGCUAAACAGGUCCGGGCAGAAAAACCUUUAUUUUCAUCAAAUCCAGAGUUGGACAAUUUGAUGAUACAAGCCAUACAAGUAUUACGAUUUCACCUCUUGGAAUUAGAAAAGGUGCACGAGCUCUGCGACAAUUUCUGCCACCGGUACAUCAGCUGCUUAAAAGGAAAAAUGCCAAUAGACCUAGUCAUAGAUGAAAGGGACGGCAGCUCCAAAUCCGAUCACGAAGAACUAUCUGGCUCGUCAACAAAUCUCGCCGAUCACAACCCGGCCUCGUGGAGAGACCAUGACGACGCCACCUCCACGCACUCAGCGGGCACCCCGGGGCCCUCCAGCGGGGGCCAUGCCUCCCAGAGCGGCGACAACAGCAGUGAGCAAGGAGAUGGUCUAGACAACAGCGUAGCCUCGCCCGGGACAGGAGACGACGACGACCCGGAUAAAGACAAGAAGAGGCAGAAAAAACGCGGAAUUUUCCCCAAAGUUGCAACCAACAUCAUGCGGGCGUGGUUAUUCCAACAUCUCACGCACCCUUACCCUUCUGAAGAGCAGAAGAAGCAGCUAGCUCAAGACACGGGCCUCACCAUCUUACAAGUAAACAACUGGUUCAUCAAUGCCAGGAGAAGAAUAGUACAGCCCAUGAUUGACCAGUCGAAUCGAGCAGUGAGCCAGGGAGCGGCGUACAGUCCCGAGGGCCAGCCCAUGGGCAGUUUCGUGCUGGACGGGCAGCAGCACAUGGGGAUCCGACCGGCCGGGCCUAUGAGUGGAAUGGGGAUGAAUAUGGGAAUGGAUGGGCAAUGGCACUACAUGUAACCCCUCCCGUCAUGUAAAGCAAAAAAAGGCAAAGGGGGAAGUCUGCAAGGCGUCCCGGGUAACUUUGGCCCUCACGGCGCUCCUAUGGGCAUGAGCAUGGCACCCUCCUUCACCCACCACCACCCUCCUCACCACCCCCACCCGAUGACGCCCUCUCACCCGUCGCACCUGCACCACGGGCCGCCCCUGCCCCACCACCCCCAUCACCCCGUGGCGGCCUCCUAUCUGCCCGGGCACCCCGCUCCGCCCCCUCCGCACCACCACCACCCCCACCACCCCCACCACCCCCACGCCGCCAUGCUGAUGCACGGAGGAGCAACCGCCCACCUCCACCCGCCUCCGCACCACCCGGACAUGCCCACCCAGAGGAUCCCCCUGAUGUCCCCCAUGGACCCGAGCGCCGGCGGGCAGAGCUUGGACAUCCACGCCCAGUGAUAUUCGGACAAGGGACUCGCCGGACUUAAAAAACCCUGCCCCACAAGACAAGCAGCUACUACGAAAAAAACAAAAACGUGAUUUUUUUGCUCUUUGUAAGACCAGAAUUUGACGCUCUUCGAAAUUCCAAAACGAGCUGUGACGUUUUUUUCUUUUUUACUUGUCAAGUUUGUUACUUUGAUCCAAAAACAAACGUGGACCAAGCUGACACUUUGUAAAGACUUGGGAUUUUUUGGUAAAACAUUGGUGCGGAAAAAACGAAAAAACUUACAGACAAUAGCAGACAAACUUGUUUCGCUUCCGCACCUGUUUGGGAACGUUGGAAAUCAAUCCACUCUGGAAAAAAGGACAGAAAGACUCCAAGAAUAUAACUACUGUAGUAUAAAGUAUAGAUACUAAGUUAAAACUUGUGCAUUUUUUGGGUUGGUCACUAAGUUUGUUUAUAAAGCUAGUUUUUAGAAUCUCUUCUCUCUCGGUCUCUCAUUCACUGUGUGCACUCCGGAUGUGGAGGAGAACAGCGGUCUCGCAGCACAGCAUCAUGGGAAAAAAAUUACGUUUCCGAAACACAGAGAGGGGCAAUCAGAUCCUCCCGAUCCGACGCAAAACGUAGGACACGGCGGGAACAUGGCUGCUAAAAGGACAACAAAUCACACCCGAAAUUUAAAGUUUGAAAAUUCGAUCGAUUUCUUUCUUUUUCACGAAUGAAUGUUUCCCUUUUUGUUUUGUUUUUUUUCGAAAAUCUUUGAAAACACCCAAGCACUGGAUCGUGUUGGUUUUUAUACAGGUUAAUUUUAUUGUUUUUGUACCCUCUGGACUCUCGUUGGCCGGAGCCCGUUGAAGGAAGGAAAAAAAGUGGAACUAUCCAACUAGCGCUUCUCGAAUCGUAAUUUUAAUUUUUUUUGUUUUUUUUUGGCGAGGAUCAACCUAAGUGGCCAUACGGACUUUAUAUAUUGACACUGUUGAUCCUAAGGGCACUGGAGAAGCCGUCGGUUGUCGGAUGCACCAAAAACUUAAAAAAAUCUUGGGAAAAAAAAACUUAAAUUAUGAACUCAACGCUUUUGUCGGGAAAAAGCUGAGAGAUUAUUGUAUCAAACUUCGUACAGAGUUGAGUCUAUUACUUGUUUCAUGUUAGAUAUUCUGUGUUUACCUCAAUGAAAAGAAUGUUUUUUGCUAGUUUCAGAUCUGCUGUGGCAUUGAUAUUGUCUGUCCAUGAAUUCCUUCCUUUUUCAGCACGUGUCCCUCACUAGAUGAUAAGAUGCCGUCUCCCCCCGAGCUUUGUCGAAAGUACAUGAAAUACUUGUAUGAGGAGUGUGACGUAAUGUUUCAAAGGUGUUCAGUCACAAAUGCUGUAAUAAAUAUCUCAUUUUUGGA